GUGAACGAGAAAGAAGUCUGUAGAUAAGUUUAUAAAAAGGCAUAGAGAGUUCAUUGUUUCAUAAACUGGUGGUUAGAUAUCAUGGCUUACAAUCAAAAUCAACAAAUGCUGGCUCUAUGCAUAACAAUAGCAAUAAUGUUUCUUGGAGUGAGAUCAGAUUUGAAUCAGGACAUAAAAGGGUGUCAAGAUUCCAUGUCUGAUCUCUACUCUUGUCUUCCUUUUGUCACUAACAAAGCUAAAGCUCCAGACUCAACAUGUUGCACCACACUCAAAGAAAAAUUAGACAAAGGCCAGACAAAAAGAUGUCUCUGCACUCUUGUCAAAGACAGGGAUGAUCCUGGUUUAGGGUUCAAAGUUGAUGCCAACCGUGCAAUGAGCCUCCCUUCCAGUUGUCAUGUCCCUGCAAAUAUUUCACAAUGCCCAGAGCUUCUACAUUUGCCUCCAGAUUCAGUAGCGGCUAAGAUUUUUAAGCAAUUCACUGAAUCCUCUCAGAAUGUUGGACACAAAGCUGUAUCCACAAGUUCAAGCGUUAAAGGAAGAGAUAAGAAGCAAUUUGGACUAAUGAUGGCUGGAGCUUUCUCAGUAUGGUACUUAGUGUAAUCCUUUGUUAUGAAAGUUAAUAAAUACAACCAAAACCGCUAUAAGAUUCAUAUCAAUCAGUUGUGGAUGUACCAUGGUUUGUUAAAUAAAACAUAUUGAAACACAGCA
This is a messenger RNA of Brassica napus (rape), 708 nucleotides long. RefSeq names its product non-specific lipid transfer protein GPI-anchored 22-like. NCBI's taxonomy places the organism in Eukaryota, Viridiplantae, Streptophyta, Magnoliopsida, Brassicales, Brassicaceae. Bases 82 to 600 code for a protein of 172 amino acids. The transcript has 3 exons. The record is from RefSeq and is a predicted model, not a curated record.